AUGUUCAAAACUGCCGUCGGCUACUUUUUCCUUCAAUUAUCGAUCAUCGGACUUGUCGUUAACUUUUGUGUUCUUAUUCCGUUGACUCGAGUUAUGAAAAAAGGAGAUAAAAAUUGUGUUUAUCUGAUAGCAAUAAUCACAAUCCUUAAUGAUACUAUCAACUCAUUGGUUAACUGUCUUUACUUUGCACCAACAAUUAUUUCAAGUAGUUACAUCCUGGCGGACUCUCCAUCUUCCCCUGGUCCAUUGUUAAUGUCCAGUAUUGCUCGUUUUUCUUGGUACAAUGGAAUCUUUGUCAUGAUUCUAAUGGUAAUCAAUCGUCUUAAUUUCUUCGUAUUCAACAAAACGAAUAUGUUCACAAGACAACGAGUUAUUAUCUUUUUCAUUAUAUCUUCUUUGCUUUCUUUCUCUAAAGUUGUAAUUGACAUAUUCGUUACUCCGUGUUGUUUAGUACUGAUGGAUCACGAAAAAUUUGGAUUCACAGUUCUUAAUCCUAAAAAUGAAACAGAUUGGACUGAUAUGGUCGAUUCUCCGAUUGAGAUUACUGUAUUUUCAGUGAGUGCUAUAAGCUAUAUUGUGGUUUUCGUAAAAAUUCGAACAGAAGCAGGCAACGUUGAACAGUCAAUGGAUUCAAAAGAACAGAAGAAGAUAAGAGCUCAGGAACGUUCAGUGGCAGUUCAGUUCGCAUUUAUUUCUGUAUUCUUAAUGCUCAGCUAUGCUUCUCUGAAACUUACUCCCAUUAUAUUCGGGGAUUCUCACAUCGAAGCGAAUAUGAUUUCUCCAGUUUGUUUUGCAUUGAACUGUUGUGCAAAUGGAUGUAUUUUCAUGUUCAUGAAUGAAGAGGUGAAAGAAGAUUUACUUAAAAAGAUAUUCAAGAACAACACGGUUCAUUCUGAAGGUGGUGGACAUGCUAAUGGAGUUCGGUUCGAGCAACCUGAGCUUAUGAUAUAA
Caenorhabditis remanei is the source of this 951-nucleotide messenger RNA. RefSeq lists its product as uncharacterized. Bases 1 to 951 code for a protein of 316 amino acids. The transcript has 5 exons. NCBI's taxonomy places the organism in Eukaryota, Metazoa, Nematoda, Chromadorea, Rhabditida, Rhabditidae. The record is from RefSeq and is a predicted model, not a curated record.